Xyrauchen texanus (razorback sucker) is the source of this 4561-nucleotide messenger RNA. Its product is annotated as zinc finger protein 721-like. The coding region runs from base 325 to 4407 and encodes 1360 amino acids. Gene Ontology annotation, cellular component: nucleus. Gene Ontology annotation, biological process: regulation of transcription by RNA polymerase II. The record is from RefSeq and is a predicted model, not a curated record. Gene Ontology annotation, molecular function: RNA polymerase II transcription regulatory region sequence-specific DNA binding; DNA-binding transcription factor activity, RNA polymerase II-specific. The transcript has 6 exons. Lineage: Eukaryota; Metazoa; Chordata; Actinopteri; Cypriniformes; Catostomidae.
CCCUAAUAUUUUCCCUGAAGUUGAAAACGAAUUGUCAUGUUCAAGCUGGCAACCUGCACUAAGUAGUGGGUGAAACUUUCAGUCUUACUAUAAGGACCAUCCAUCGAUGUGUAUGAUUUAAAAUAUUGAAGUUUUAAAAUGUUUAAAAACUUGUUUUCUGAAAGUGAACUUGGCAUUUUAGUUCAUUUGAUAGUUUAUAUUCUAAAAAAAAGUGAAGAACAUUCUGAGAGUCAUUCAGCCGACUUUUUCAUCUACAGAACUGGAUGUUCAUCUUGAGAGCAGGUGGAUGUGAUCUGCUGUAAUUCAGUAGGAACUGAUCUGUCCAUGCUGGAUUUUGAUGAUUUCAUCACAGAAAUCUCUCAGCUGAAGAAAGAGGUGACGUCACUGAAGACAAAACUGAUGGAGAGAGACGACAGGUUACAGGAACUGGAGAAGGUUUCCUGUCAAUCUUCAGUGUGUGUGACUGAUGGGACCUCCACAGAAUGUCAGGAUUCAGUGUGGAGCGGCAGAGAUCAGGCCACACCACAGCGACUGCUGGACAAACUCUCUGAACAGAGAUCCAGAGACACACAGGACUCACAGCUCACUUUACUCUGUUCUACUGACGGUAAUCAGGGUGAUCAAACCUCCACAGAGUCUCGGACUUCUGUCUGUAAUGCUGGAGAACAACAGAUGCUGCAGAUACCAGUGAAGAUCGAAGUGAAGCAGGAGGAGAUAAAAGAAGAGGAGCAACAGAGUAAUGAAGAUGAUGAUCAAACCUCCACAGAGUCUCUGACUUCUGUCUGUAACGCUGGAGAACAGCAGAUGCUGAUGACACCAGUGAAGAUUGAAGUGAAGCAGGAGGAGAUAAAAGUAGAGGAACAACAGAGUAAUGAUGGUGAAGAUCAAACCUCCACAGAGUCUCUGACUUCUGUCUGUAACGCUGGAGAACAGCAAAUGCUGCAGAUACCAGUGAAGAUGUGUUCAGUGACGCUGCUGGACUGCAGGAACCUGAUGAAGAUAAGAGGAGAAAUCAAAGUAGAGGAACAACAGAGUAAUGAAGAUGAUGGUGAUCAAACCUCCACAGAGUCUCUGACUUCUGUCUGUAACACUGGAGAACAGCAGAUGCUGCAGAUACCAGUGAAGAUUGAAGUGAAGCAGGAGGUAAAAGAAGAAAACAUAGCAGAGGAACAACAGAGUAAGGAGAAUGAUGACAAUCAAAUCUACACAGAGUCUCUGACUUCUGUCUGUAACGCUGAAGAACAGCAGAUGCUGAUGACACCAGUGAAGAUCGAAGUGAAGCAGGAGGAGAUAAAAGAAGAAAACACAACAGAGGAACAACAGAGAGAUGAAGAUGAUUAUGUUUCUUCAGAGCUGAUGGAAGCGAAAGAGAAAUGUCAAGAACUGAAUAAAGUGGAGGACCAACAUCAGUGUCAGAAACAUCAUGAUUUUAUAACCGGAAAAAAAUCUUUGAGUUGCUCAAAGACUAAGAAGAAUUUUUCACCAGAAAAGUAUGAAAGAAGAGCAGCCAAAAAUACUUUCACCUGCUCACAGUGUGGAAAGAUUUUCACAAGUAAAUGCCGGUUUAAUAAACACAUGAAAAUUCAUAUUGGAGAGAAACCUUACACGUGCCAUCAGUGUGGGAAAGGUUUUGCAUAUACAGUUUAUCUCAAACGUCAUCUCGACUGUCACUCUGGAGUGAGACCAUUUGAAUGUGAAAAGUGUGGUAAAACAUUUGUUUUGAAUUCAAGCCUAAGAAAACAUCUGAAAACUCACACAGAUGAGAAGCCUUAUAAGUGUUCUUUUUGUGCAAACCGUUUUGCACGCCUGUCCUUUUUGAAAAAGCACCAGAAAAUACAUACCGGUGUGGGGGCUCAUAUGUGUUUUGAAUGUGGGAAGACCUUUAUUUCAGCCGGCAGCAUGAAACAGCACCAAAGAAUUCAUGCUGGAGAAAAACCAUACAAGUGCUCACACUGUGGAAAGAGUUUCACUCAGUUACAACACCUGAAAACACACAAGAGAAUUCAUACUGGAGAAAAACCUUACAAGUGCUCACACUGUGGAAAGAGUUUCGCACUGUCACAAAACCUGAAAACACACGAGAGAAUUCAUACUGGAGAAAAACCUUACAAGUGCUCACACUGUGGAAAGAGUUUCACUUGGUUAAAUUACUGGAAAACACACGAAAGAAUUCAUACUGGAGAAAAACCUUACAAGUGCUCACACUGUGAAAAGAGUUUCACUUGGUUAAAGUACCUGAAAACACAUGAGAUAUCUCAUACUGGAGAAAAACCUUACAAGUGCUCUCACUGUGAAAAGAGUUUCACUCUUUCACAAAACCUGAAAACACAUGAGAGAAUUCAUACUGGAGAAAAACCUUAUAAGUGCUCACACUGUGAAAAGAGUUUCACUCGUUUACAAGAGCUGAAAAAACACGAGAGAAUUCAUACUGGAGAAAAACCUUAUAAGUGCUCACACUGUAAAAAGAGUUUCACUCAGUCAUAUAACCUGAAAACACACGAGAGAAUUCAUACUGGAGAAAAACCUUACAAGUGCUCACACUGUGAAAAGAGUUUCACUCAGUCACAAAACCUGAAAACACAUGAGAGAAUUCAUACUGGAGAAAAACCUUACAAGUGCUCACACUGUGAAAAGAGUUUCACUCUUUCACAAGACCUGAAAACACACGAGAGAAUUCAUACUGGAGAAAAACCUUACAAGUGCUCACACUGUGGAAAGAGUUUCACAUGUUCACAACACCUGAAAACACACGAGAGAAUUCAUACUGGAGAAAAACCUUACAAGUGCUCACACUGUGAAAAGAGUUUCACUCAUUCACAAGGCCUGAAAAAUCAUGAGAGAAUUCAUACUGGAGAAAAACCUUACAAGUGCUCACACUGUGAAAAGAGAUUCACUCAUUCACAAGGCCUGAAAAAACAUGAGAGAAUUCAUACUGGAGAAAAACCUUACAAGUGCUCACACUGUGAAAAUAGUUUCGCUCUGUCACAAGACCUGAAAAAACACGAGAGAAUUCAUACUGGAGAAAAACCUUACAAAUGCUCACACUGUGGAAAGAGUUUCACUCAGUUACGUUACCUGAAAAAACAUGAGAGAAUUCAUACUGGAGAAAAACCUUACAAGUGCUCACAAUGUGGAAAGAGUUUCAAUCAGUCAUAUAACUUGAAAAAACACAAGAGAAUUCAUACUGGAGAAAAACCUUACAAGUGCUCACAUUGUGGAAAGAGUUUCACUCAAUCAUAUAACCUGAAAACACAUGAGAGAAUUCAUACUGGAGAAAAACCUUACAAGUGCUCCCACUGUGAAAAGAGUUUCACUCAUUCUCAAGACCUGAAAACACACGAGAGAAUUCAUACUGGAGAGAAAUCAUACCACUGCUCUUCAUGUGGGAAAAAUUUCAGGGCAGCAAGUAAUCUACAUAGACAUCUAAGAUUUCAUACCGGAGAAAAACCUUUCAAGUGCUCACACUGUGGAAAGAGUUUCACUAAGUCACAAGACCUGAAAAUACACAAGAGAUUUCAUACUGGAGAAAAACCUUUCAAGUGCUCUCACUGUGAAAAGAGUUUCACUCUGUCUCAUCACCUGAAAACACACGAGAGAAUUCAUACUGGAGAAAAACCUUACAAGUGCUCACACUGUGGAAAGAGGUUCACUCAGUCCCAUCACCUGAAAUCACACGAGAGAAUCCAUACCGGAGAAAAACCUUACAAGUGUUCACACUGUGGAAAGAGUUUCACUCAGUCAAAAGACCUGAAAUCACAUGAGAGAAUCCAUACUGGAGAAAAACCUUACAAGUGCUCACACUGUGAAAAGAGUUACACUCAGUCACGUAACCUGAAAUCACAUGCGAGAAUCCAUACUGGAGAAAAACCAUACAAGUGCUCACACUGUGAAAAGAGUUUCACUUGGUCCCAAGACCUAAAAAAACACAAGAGAAUCCAUACUGGAGAAAAACCAUACAAGUGCUCACACUGUGAAAAGAGUUUCACUCUGUCACAAAACCUGAAAGCACACAAGAGAAUUCAUACUGGAGAAAAACCUUACAAGUGCUCACACUGUGAAAAGAGUUUCACUCUGUCACAAAACCUGAAAGCACACGAGAGAAUUCAUACCGGAGAAAAACCUUACAAGUGCUCACACUGUGAAAAGAGUUUCACUCUGUCACAAAACCUGAAAGCACAUGAGAGAAUUCAUUCUGGAGAAAAAGUUUAUAAGUGCUCACACUGUGAAAAGAGUUUCACUUAUUCACAAAACCUGAAAAAACAUGAGAGCAUUCAUACUGGAAAUAAUCCUUACAAGUGCUCACUGUGGAAAGAGUUUCACAUGGAUACAUUACCUGAAAACACGAGAGAAUCCAUACUGGAGAAAAACCGUACAAGUGCUCUUCAUGUGGGAAAAUUUUCUACAUAGACAUGAAAAAAAAAGAAUUGCUGAGCAAAAGUAAUCUUUAGGUCCAACAAGAUUAAGUAAAUACAGUCAGGUCCAUAAAUAUUGGGACAUCGACACAAUUCUAAUCUUUUUGGCUCUAUACACCACCACAUUGGAUUUGAAAUGAAACGAAUAA